AUGGCGAGGCAUGAACAGCUCGAAAUCGACACUACAGGCGUGCUCCAGCGCCCGCGAACAGCAACAGACUGGGACGGGCCCAGCGAUCCUGACAAUCCUCGAAACUUUUCUCUACUGCGUCGGAUAUCGUCGACAUUGGCCGUGACCUUUCUCGCAUUUGUGAGCACCAUAGCUGCUUCGCUCUACAGUCCAGCACACGACGAUGUCUCGAGACGAUUUGGUGUUUCGGAGGAGGUUGCCAUCCUUCCUCUGUCGAUCUACAACUUUGGCCUGGCCUUUGGACCUCCCAUUGGGGCACCUUUGAGCGAGACGUUUGGUCGCAAAGCAGUCUUCUUGACUACUACCCCUAUAUUCGCUCUCUUCACACUUGGGGCGGGCCUCUCCCAGGGACCUGCGUCUUUGAUUAUCUGCAGAUUCUUUGCUGGUGUCUUUGCCUCGCCAGCCAUCAGCAAUGCCUCCGCCACCAUCGUCGACUAUACAGCUGGACGUUAUAGAGCUGUUUCGUUGGCAUUCUACUAUUCCAUACCAUUUUUUGGAGCAGUAUUUGGGCCCCUCCUUGGAGGGCUCGUCGUCGAGGCAAGAGGCUGGCGUUGGACACAAUGGGUUACACUCUUCUUCAUUGUCACGUUUUACAUCCCGAUCGUAUUCACCAAGGAAACCUACAAGAAGACCAUCCUUGAACGGCGAGCAAAAAGACUCAAUAUUCAAGGACCGCCUCAACAACGCCGAUCGAUUCUUGCUGCUGUCAACUACUUCUUGACAACAUUGUUUCUCCGCCCUCUCCACAUGCUCGUCACGGAGCCCAUCGUCACCAUUGUAUGCCUAUACAACGGUUUUCUCUUUGGGCUGAUGUACACCUUCGUCGUCGCAUCGCCCUGGGUCUUCGAGCGCUACUACAACUUCUCGCUGACGGGCCAGUCGUUGUCGUUUCUUGGUUUGAUGGGUGGAACCGCGUUUGCUCCUUGCCCGCUGAUUCUGGUCGACCUGUACAUUUACCAACCACGCCUGAAACAGUUUCGCGCCGAAAACUUGGGCGCCGACGAGCACUUUCCUCCAGAACAUCGCCUCUAUCCAAGCAUGAUCGCAUCCUUCUUUCUUCCUAUCUGCCUGUUGAUAUUUGCCUGGACAGCACACGCUGAAAUUCAUUGGGCUGUGCCGGUAGUAUUCCAGGGCAUGUCGUUUACCGCCACUGUGAUGGUGUACGCAUCGAUGAACUUAUUCAUGGUCGAUGCUUAUGGGCCUCUAUACGGUGCAUCGGCUGCUGGCGCUGCCAUGCUGUCGCGAUAUGGCCUGUCGGCUGCGUUCCCUCUGUUUGCCCUGAAGUUCUACAAGGCACUCGGCGUUGGGUGGGCAACCUCGACUCUGGCAUUUUGCACCUUGUUAAUGGCACCGAUGCCUUGGAUGUUUUAUCGGCAUGGGGGUUUACUGAGGGCGAAGACGAAGUACGAAACAAGCACGUAG
Messenger RNA from Fonsecaea nubica, 1461 nucleotides. RefSeq lists its product as hypothetical. Bases 1 to 1461 code for a protein of 486 amino acids. Gene Ontology annotation, molecular function: spermine transmembrane transporter activity; spermidine transmembrane transporter activity. Gene Ontology annotation, biological process: spermine transport; spermidine transport; transmembrane transport. Lineage: Eukaryota; Fungi; Ascomycota; Eurotiomycetes; Chaetothyriales; Herpotrichiellaceae. The record is from RefSeq and is a predicted model, not a curated record. The transcript has 2 exons.